UGGAGAAUUAGGUUUGAUGGCCUUAGUAGUACCAGAAGAGUAUGGUGGGACUGGUAUGGAUAUUUGGCUUAUGCUAUUGCCAUGGAAGAAAUUAGCAGAGGUUGUGCAACUGCUGGGGUCAUAAUGAGUGUAAAACAACUCUCUGUAUAUGGGUCCACUGCUAGGAUUUGGAAGUGACAAGCAAAAGGAAGAGUGGAUCACACCCUUUACAACAGGAGAACGCGUUGGAUGUUUUGCCCUUUCUGAACCCGGUAAUGGUAGUGAUGCAGGUGCUGCAUCAACUGUGGGUAAAGAAGAUGGUGAUAGUUUUAUCUUGAAUGGCACCAAGGCUUGGAUCACUAAUGGUUAUGAAUCUGAGGCAGCGAUUGUCUUUGCUACAACAGAUAAGGCUAAAAAGCACAAAGGAAUAUCUGCAUUUAUAGUCCCCAAACCCACAAAGGGACUCCACGUAGCCGUGAGCAUCCAGUGCCAACUUCCCGGCCUUAUGUCAGUAAGCCUGAGCCAUCUACAUCUCCCUCACCACAUACCUGUCUCUCUCCCACACCAUCUACAAUGUUGCAGUUGGGGUUUUACUGCUCCAAUGACUUAGAAUAAGGUAUUCUGGGUCACCACUAGACCACAUGGGAAUACUGUACUGUAAUGUAUAUUUUUAAGCUCAUCUGCUCACUAGACAAGGUAAGAAAAAUUACUGUACUGUACUCAAUUGUAUUUUACUUUGCUGUACUUUUAACCCAUUUUCUUUUCAGGUUCAUUUACAGGUAAGACUGUAUUUUAUUUGUUUUUUCUUAGUAAGUCUGGUAGUCUAUCAAUACAGCAGAUUAAUUAUGUUUUAUUGGGCAUUUUUCCAUGUCUAGUAGUUGAUUGAUUAAGCAUACUACAUCCGCUUAAUUGGAACAUUCAGUAUUGCAGAAUUUUUAGUAAAUCAUACACCCCCUCCCUUUCUUAGUCCCUUUUAUCAAACCUUUACUGUAUUUUUUUUUUUUUUUUAAACACUAGCCAUCCACCACCGAGGCAAGGCAUCCCAAAAAAGAACAGAUGGAAGUUUUUCUCCAUUGUACAAUUAGUAAUUUAUACAGGAGAACCCUUGGUCCCGGCAUUUUAGUCGCCUUCUUACAACAUGCAUAACUUACGGAGGAGGGAUUCUUCUCCACCUCCCCAUGGCGUUUACUGUGAUAAUAAUAAUUGUAAUGCACCAAAUCCUUAUCACAUGCUAAAGUUAGGUUGUAUGAAACCCCCAUUGUAAUAGAUCCCAUAGACAAAGGAAAUAUUUAUCAUACCUCUUUGAUGUUCCCACUAAAGCGAAAUGACCCAAAGAAAUAAACACAUUCACCAUUAUUCUUACAAUAGCUGUUAUGCCAGAAGUAUGCAAGCAUAAUAAUUUUAAUGAUUUUCUAAAUAUGGGUAUGUCCAUUGGCUAAAAGAAUAUUGUACAUAGGAUCUUCGACAAAGGCAGAGAUAGGCGUGCUGAUAGUAUGUACACAUGAGUAUGUAUGUAUGUAUGAUGGUGUUUCUACUUCAGUGACUAACAAGACAUUGCAAGGCAAACUUGUCAGCACUUAUUUUUUCUUUACUGUA
This is a messenger RNA of Cherax quadricarinatus, 1575 nucleotides long. Lineage: Eukaryota; Metazoa; Arthropoda; Malacostraca; Decapoda; Parastacidae. The record is from RefSeq and is a predicted model, not a curated record.